GAAAUCUGUUUCGGCAAGCUCCUCUCGUUUUCUUCUACUGCCAAGUGUGGAGAAUUCUGAUCGAGAAACUAAAUUAAAUUAUGGAUCGUCGGACCACGGGUCGGGUCUCCGCCGCUGCCCUAUGGUUUCUUCUUCUGAUCUCAUCGGCGCACUCCUUCUAUCUCCCCGGCGUUGCGCCUCGCGAUUUUCAAAGAGAGGAUGAACUUCAAGUCAAAGUGAACAAGCUAUCAUCUACCAAGACACAACUCCCAUAUGACUUCUAUUACUUGAAAUACUGCAAGCCCACAAAAGUCAGCAAUGUCGCUGAAAACUUGGGGGAAGUCCUUAGGGGCGACCGUAUAGAGAAUUCAGUUUAUACUUUCCAUAUGAGGGAUGAGCAAUCCUGUACAGUGGCGUGCAAAGUUAAGCUUGAUGCUCAAGCAGCAAAGGAUUUCAAAGAAAAAAUUGAUGAUGAGUACAGAGUCAAUAUGAUUCUAGAUAACCUACCGGUAGCUGUACUUAGGCAAAGGCGAGAUGGAAGUUCAUUAACAACUUAUGAGCAUGGUUUUCGUGUUGGAUUCAAGGGAAAUUAUGCUGGGAGCAAAGAGGAGAAAUAUUUCAUUCAUAACCACUUAAGUUUCAGAGUAAUGUAUCAUAAAGACCCAGAAACUGAUUCUGCUCGAAUUGUUGGAUUUGAAGUUUCUCCAAUCAGCAUUAAUCAUGAAUACAAGGAAUGGGAUGAGAAGGAUCCAAAGGUGUCAACAUGCAACAAAAACACUAAAAACAUAAUUCAGGGUGGAGCUGUUCCACAGGAAGUUGAUACAGACAAAGAGCUCAUAUUUACGUAUGAUGUUACUUUCAAGGAAAGUGAUAUUAAGUGGGCGUCACGGUGGGAUACCUACCUCCUCAUGAAUGAUGAUCAAAUUCACUGGUUUUCAAUCAUUAACUCUUUGAUGAUUGUUCUCUUCCUAUCUGGUAUGGUUGCCAUGAUAAUGAUGAGAACUCUGUACAGAGAUAUUGCAAACUAUAACCAAUUGGAAACCCAAGACGAAGCUCAAGAAGAAACAGGAUGGAAACUUGUUCAUGGAGAUGCGUUUAGGGCACCCGUAAAUUACGGGUUGCUCUGUGUUUACCUAGGAACUGGGAUUCAGCUCUUUGGAAUGGCACUUGUGACAAUGAUCUUUGCAUUACUAGGUUUCCUUUCGCCUUCCAACCGUGGUGGACUUAUGACUGCCAUGGUUCUGUUAUGGGUUUUUAUGGGAUUAUUCGGGGGCUACUCAUCCGCCCGUUUGUACAAAAUGUUCAAAGGUACAGAGUGGAAGAGGAAUACCUUAAAAACAGCUUUCAUGUUUCCAGGUAUUCUUUUCGCAGUCUUCUUUGUGCUGAAUGCUCUGAUUUGGGGAGAAAAAUCGUCUGGAGCUGUACCCUUCGGAACAAUGUUUGCUCUUGUGUGCUUGUGGUUUGGAAUUUCAGUACCGUUGGUAUUUGUGGGCAGCUAUUUGGGCUUCAAAAAGCCCGUUAUUGAUGAUCCCGUGAAGACAAAUAAGAUUCCGAGACAGAUACCUGAACAGGCCUGGUACAUGAAGCCGAUGUUCUCGAUACUUAUCGGAGGCAUUCUUCCAUUCGGUGCUGUUUUCAUCGAACUGUUCUUCAUCUUGACUUCCAUCUGGCUGAACCAAUUCUAUUACAUCUUCGGUUUCCUCUUCAUAGUCUUUGUAAUAUUGAUGAUUACAUGUGCAGAGAUCACUAUUGUUCUGUGCUAUUUCCAGUUGUGCAGUGAAGACUACAAUUGGUGGUGGAGGGCUUAUCUCACUGCUGGUUCUUCAGCUCUGUACCUUUUCCUCUACUCCAUUUUCUACUUCUUCACCAAAUUGGAGAUUACGAAGCUCGUUUCUGGCAUUUUGUACUUUGGGUAUAUGUUGAUUGCUUCGUAUGCUUUCUUCGUUUUGACCGGAACCAUUGGCUUCUACGCUUGCUUCUGGUUUGUUAGGAAGAUCUAUUCGUCAGUGAAGAUCGAUUGAUUUGAAAAGACGGAAACUAAAGCAAUAAUAUAGAAGAGAAAGUCGAAUCAGGUACUGCCAACUCUGCAGGAUGAGAGCUAUAAAAUUUUCCGCACCUGCAAAACUGUAUUUUUUUUCUUUUUCUUUUCUUUUGGGGGGUAUUACACUAAUGUCGAUUUGCUGGAACAUGAGAUGUAGACGAAUUAAUGAGAUAGAAGGCAGAGGUGAUAGUUGUGUUUGAUGGUUUAAUCGUUGGCACCGGUUCAAUUGUAGUAGCUUAACGGAUUCUGGUUCUAGUCUUAUAUAUAUACUUUCUUUUUUAUUUCGAAUUAUGUUUUCAUUCAU
Molecule: messenger RNA, 2324 nt
Organism: Erythranthe guttata (spotted monkey flower)
Lineage: Eukaryota; Viridiplantae; Streptophyta; Magnoliopsida; Lamiales; Phrymaceae
Product: transmembrane 9 superfamily member 7
Biological process (GO): protein localization to membrane
Cellular component (GO): membrane
Source: RefSeq, a predicted model, not a curated record